This is a messenger RNA of Xenia sp. Carnegie-2017, 793 nucleotides long. RefSeq names its product putative defense protein. The transcript has 3 exons. NCBI's taxonomy places the organism in Eukaryota, Metazoa, Cnidaria, Anthozoa, Malacalcyonacea, Xeniidae. The record is from RefSeq and is a predicted model, not a curated record. Bases 1 to 579 code for a protein of 192 amino acids. Gene Ontology annotation, molecular function: oxidoreductase activity, acting on metal ions.
AUGUCAGUUUCUGUAAUCAUUUUUCUCUUUUUAACUCUAUUCCAUGUAGCUAGAUGUCAUUCUGACGGUGCUCCUGACUCGCAAUGCGUGAGUAUGAUGCCAAGACACGAUGUUCCGUCUCAAACAGUUAAUAGUCCAUAUCAUGUUAAAGUUGAUAAAACAUUCUAUAAUGACACAAAAAUCAAUGUAUCCAUCGAAAGUUUGAGUGAGUAUAUUAAAGGAUUUCUUCUUCAAGCAAGGCAAGUUGGUGAAAACACGGCAAUCGGGAUGUUUUCAGAAUCAUCACUACCAGAAAAUACAAAGUUCGUGAAUUGUGGUAACAGUAAGAGCGCUGUCACUCACUCCGCUCGCCUUAAUGUAAGAACGUUGACUUUCGAUUGGGAGCCACCAAAAGGUUUAUCAGGUAAUAUAUCUUUCUAUGCCACCGUCGUGAAGGAUUAUCGUACUUACUGGGUUAAACUUCAGUCGGCUGAACUCCGUGUAACCUAUAACAAGAACGAUAGCGGAGCUGGCUCGAAUGUUGUUGGUAUGCCAUCUUUAUUCUUUAUGGGACUAGUUCUUGUCUUGUUUGAAAUGUGAUUGGAAACUUCUUCAUACGCUUUUAUUUCUUAUAUCCUACACACGAAGGAAGAGGAACUACCGUAGGUGCAAUCAUUGUUUAUCGUCACUUGUUAAACAAUUAACACCUGAAGGCAAAUUUGUGCCCAUGUAGCUUAUAGUAAAAUGGUAACUCGUAGCACAAUACUUCAUGUUGUAUGAAAAAAAUGGUAAUAAAAUACUCGAAUUUCCUUGA